Molecule: messenger RNA, 1060 nt
Organism: Capra hircus (goat)
Lineage: Eukaryota; Metazoa; Chordata; Mammalia; Artiodactyla; Bovidae
Product: proline-rich protein 23B-like
Exons: 1
Coding region: 275-1060 (261 amino acids)
Source: RefSeq, a predicted model, not a curated record
ACGAAGAUUCCACUGGCGUCACUUGCAAUAUCUUUGGCCGUCUGGUGCACUGACUAAUCGGUGUGAGGUGCUGAAGACUAGAAGGCGAGAGGCUCAGUCCAGCGUCCGACGCCGAUACCCUUGAAGCCUGGACUGCAAGACCGGAGCUCUGAGGACUCGCCCACCAUCGCGCCGUCCUGCGCCCCAGCUGGCCCGCACCGCGUCACAGCGUGCAGGACUGAGCUCCUCGCUGCCCUCUGCCAGGCCCCAGAAGUGCCGUCCUUCGGUCGAACUGAUGGGCAGCAGGCCUCGAAGCCCCGGUGCCUACUCCUCUGACCGAUGGGGAAACCAGGCCGGAGAACCCGGCCCUGCCAAGCGCCGCCGAACGGAGGAGCGCGCGCGCCCCGAGUCCGAGUCCGAGACGGCGCCCAGCGUCGACAACCUGACAGGAUCUACGGCUGCGGGCGCGCUGACACGCCUGCUGGUUCUGCCCGCUGGCUGUGCCCUGCAUCUGCCCCUGGACGACGUAGAUCUGGUGCUGGAGCCCGAGCCCACGUCCGUGCUGCAGGUGGCUCUCGGAGAUUUCAUCCUCACACUGGUCCCCGAGGCCCUCUUGGGCUCGAGGGUGGAAGGCCCGUCGGGACAGGUCCUUGAACGGGCUGCUGUCCUGAGCCCUCCCAGGGAGUACACGGCUCUGGAACCGGAAUUCUGCGGAGCUGUGCCAGAGGUCGCCUGCGAAGAAGAGACCAACGGGGACGACGCCGACUCGGGCUCUGACUUCCUGUCACCAGGGAUGGAUCCGGCAGGCGGCCUCAUCGCUGGGCUCCGCAGCCCAGACGCCAGGGUGUGGCGCUCCGACGCACAGGGCUUCUUCCCAGAGUUCUGGCCUCGGGCGCCUAACCCUAGUCCGGAGAGGUGCUCUCCUCACCACGACGACCACCUAGACGUGCACUUUCUGGAGCCCUUCCCUGACUCACCACUCCAACCUCUACCGCCCUUUCCAAGUCCGAGCCCUCACGAGCGCCCCCCGCGCCCUCACGGUCCUGCGCCCAAGGCUCGGAGAUGUCUGUUUCCAGAAUGA